Ilyonectria robusta is the source of this 1065-nucleotide messenger RNA. RefSeq lists its product as uncharacterized. Lineage: Eukaryota; Fungi; Ascomycota; Sordariomycetes; Hypocreales; Nectriaceae. The transcript is spliced from 2 exons. Bases 1 to 1065 code for a protein of 354 amino acids. Gene Ontology annotation, molecular function: protein binding. The record is from RefSeq and is a predicted model, not a curated record.
AUGGCCCCAUUACCAAAUUUGUACGAACGACAGCUCCCCUCCAAGCAUCAGAAGCUAGCGGAGGUGGAUGCUUUGGGAUCUGUGACUUUGUGGACGCACUUCUACAACUGCAUCGACUUCACAAAGGGCACUGCUUUCGACGUGCACGAUGUAACCUCGACGGCCGAAGAAGACCUUGUUGCAGCUGCCUAUAAGAUUUAUGCCAGUGAGGCUGAAAAGAAGGAUGCCAUCCUAGAGAAUGAAUUCUUUCUCAGAUUGUUAAACAGGUGCGUCACAUGCACCUACGACAUGAUUCAAGGAAUGGAUUCUUGGCUCCAAGAAGAGACUGGGACUUCUGCAUUCCAGACGCCUGCUCUAUUGCACAUUCUUGUUGCCGUCACUAUUAAGCACUACAACUACGAGGUUCUUGUUGCCUUGACAAAAUUUGCGCUACCGCCGUCCAGCAUUUUCACUGUUUGUCCAUCACCGACAAUUUCUUACUUGGAGCCGGGUCUUUCACGAACCGGAUGGGACGCACUUCGGCGCGCGGGUUGGAUCACGGCAUCGCAGCGUCCACUAAAACCUACGGAGGAGUCUCAGCUUCCCUCCACGGGCACUGUGGGUGGAAAUAUACGAUCUUGCGUUCGCGAUCUCCCAAGUUCAACCCUCCGAUCGUACUUCAGUCAUGUCCCGCGGACACUCUAUACAGGCAUACCGCCAUACCCAAAGUGGCCCGGAGAUCUCGUAUUGGUAAAGGAUGCUGCUUCUCGAACUGGGCCUGAGGGUGUGAAAGUGUUGCAACUUCUGGUCGAAAUUGGGGGCAUGGAUGUCAACGACGCGGAAACUUGGUGGAAACCAGGCGACUGCGAUCCAAGGGACUGGAACCCGUUAUGUCAGGAUGGAAGUGAAUGCACAGAGACUGCACUACAUAUUGCAGUUGACAGUGAGAAUGUCGAAGCCGUGGAAUACCUCCUAACGCACGGCGCGAGGAUGGUGGUAGACAGACACGGAAGGGAUCAGAAGGCGAGAUGCCACAUGAGAGGAUUCCGUAAGGUGAUGGAGGUAUUUGAGAAGUAUCAGCAGUAG